CGGCUGCUGAGUGCCCGGCGAGGUCCAGACUACACUUGCUACCAGGUUGAAAAGGAGGAGGCAGGAGGAGCGGCGGUAGCUGGGGAUCGGAAAGAAGCAGACCCACGGCGCCCGCAGAGCUGACCUGCCUGGGCCCUCUGCCCUCUCCGGACUCCCUGCCAUUGUACCGGGCUAUCAUCAGAAAAGCUCAGUUUGUUGUGUACUAAGGAUCAGAACAUCUGAUCCUGAUUGCAGAACCACCUCUAGUUACAGAAAUUUUGGGUUUUGUCUCCCACCUCAUCCUUCUAGACUAUCUUGGAAAACCUAUAGGAUCCCAUUUGGGAAAACUAGGAGUUCUUAGAAGGGAAAGAAGAUAAUUAUUGGUUGGAAUAAAAACAGGGUUGAAUGAGUUCCAGAAAGCAGGGUUCUCUAACUCGUGGACAACAAUCUACAGAAGAAGACAACUUCAAAAAGCCAACUAGAAGCAACAUGCAGAGAAGUAAGAUGAGAGGGGCCUCCUCUGGAAAGAAGACAGCUGGCCCUCAGCCGAAGAACCUUGAUCCAGCUCUUCCAGGCAGAUGGGGAGGUCGCUCUGCAGAAAACCCCCCUUCAGGAUCAGUGAGGAAGACAAGAAAGAACAAGCAGAAGGCUCUUGGAAACAGUGGAGAAGGUGGCAGUACCAGCGAAGCACCUCAGCCCCCAAGGAAGAAAAGAGCCCGGGCUGACCCCACUGUUGAGAACGAGGAAAUAUUCAAGAACAGAAUGGAAGUUAAGGUGAAGAUACCUGAAGAACUGAAGCCAUGGCUGGUUGAGGACUGGGACUUAGUUACUAGGCAGAAACAGCUGUUUCAGCUCCCUGCUAAGAAAAAUGUGGAUGCCAUUCUUGAAGAGUAUGCCGAUUGCAAGAGGUCACAGGGAAAUGUUGAUAAUAAAGAAUAUGCUGUUAACGAAGUGGUGGCAGGAAUAAAGGAGUAUUUCAAUGUGAUGUUGGGCACUCAGCUGCUCUACAAAUUUGAGAGGCCCCAAUAUGCCGAAAUCCUCUUGGCUCACCCCGAUGCUCCAAUGUCCCAGGUGUAUGGAGCCCCUCACCUACUGAGAUUAUUUGUGAGAAUCGGAGCAAUGCUGGCUUAUACACCACUUGAUGAGAAGAGCCUGGCAUUAUUGUUAGGCUAUUUGCAUGAUUUCUUAAAGUAUCUGGCAAAAAAUGCGGGGUCACUCUUUACUGCCAGUGAUUACAAGGUGGCUUCUGCUGAGUACCACCGCAAAGCCCUGUGAGGGUCUACAGACUACUCACUCUUACGUCUGGUAUCUGUAAACACUUUUUGUUUCUAGUCUUUUUCUUGUAUAAUUGAUGUCCUUUGAAAUUGUUAAUGUAUAACAGGGCUUAUGUUUCAGUUUUUCUGUUCUGUUUGAAACAGAAUAAAGGAGAGUGCAAAUUCCUUUCUCAUUUCAAAGUUGCUACCAGUGUAUGCAGUAAUUAGACAAAGAACAUUCAGUAGAACAUUAUAUUGCCUAGUCAACAACAUUGCUUGAAUGCUGGUGGUUCUAUCCCUUGACACUACAGUUUUCUAAUAUGUGUUAAUGCUACUAUGUGACAAAAUGCCCUGAUUCCUAGUGCCAAAGGUUCAAGUUAAUGUAUAUACCCGGAAACCCAUGCAUUUGUGCUCUUUUUUUAAUGGUGCUUGAAGUAAACAGCCCAUCCUUUGCAAAUCCAUCUUUGUUAUUCCUUAGGCAUUCUCUGUUUGCUCAAGUUGUUGAAGGAUGGGGAUUUGUUUCAUGGUUUUUGUAAUUGGGUCUAAUGCACGUUCUAACAUGAUAGAGGCAAUGCAUUAUUGUGUAGCCAUGGUUUUCUGGAGAAGUUGAUAUUUUAGGAAUUGUAUUUCAGAUCUUAAAUAAAAUUUGUUUCUAAAUUUCAAAGCAAAUAA
This is a messenger RNA of Suncus etruscus (white-toothed pygmy shrew), 1904 nucleotides long. It is a transcript of the gene MORF4L2, whose product is annotated as mortality factor 4 like 2. Bases 385 to 1254 code for a protein of 289 amino acids. NCBI's taxonomy places the organism in Eukaryota, Metazoa, Chordata, Mammalia, Eulipotyphla, Soricidae. The record is from RefSeq and is a predicted model, not a curated record. Gene Ontology annotation, cellular component: NuA4 histone acetyltransferase complex; nucleus. Gene Ontology annotation, biological process: chromatin organization; regulation of DNA-templated transcription. The transcript has 4 exons.